UGUGUUUGCGGAGGAAUCAUAUCUGCAUCCUUCUUCAGCUUCAUCCUAGGUUCGUGGGUAGAACUUUCCCUCAAAUCUUUCCUUUCUUUCUUUUUUUUUUUUCCUCUCUAAGCCUUUGCCUGGCUGUGCCUGUCACAGCCAAGUCAGUCAGCCUUAGGUUUCCGAAGUCUGUGAAAUUUGUCAUAAGGGUGUCAGGUAUUUCUAACUGGCUUCCAAAAACAACUUAGAUACUAAGAAAUCAUUCCUGGAGGAUUUUCAGGCUGCAUUUGGAGACUCUCUCUGGAGGUGAAGAAGGAGCUGGAGGAUAGCAACAAAACAGCAAAAUAAAAGAUGCCCCAGGGCCAAAGGCUGACCAGAGUGGACCUGUUGGGGCUCAGACAGACUCACUUUGCCUGGGCGCCACUUGAGCAAAAUCAAGUUACUUUCUAUUGAAGGCUUAGGCCAUCAAGAUUAUGCGUCUCUCACUCAUCCUUCUGUUGCCAGUAGUUGUUAAAUUUAGUUUUGUUAGUGUCUUAGCACAGCAGCACCGGAACUGUCCUGAAGGUCCUCUUGGGAGAGAGGAGACUUUCACUUGUGUGGGUUCUGUGCCCUUCUUAAUUUUCUUCCAUGGAAACAGUAUCUUCAGGAUUGACCCAGAAGGAACGAAUCAUGAACAGUUAGUGGUGAAUGCUGGCAGCUAUGUGAUCAUGGAUUUUCAUUACAUGGAGGAAAGAAUCUAUUGGGUAGACUUAGAAAGGCAACAUUUGCAAAGAGUUUUUCUGAAUGGGUCAAGUCAAGAGAGAGUAUGCAAAAUAGAAAAAAAUGUUUCUGGAAUGGCAAUAAAUUGGAUAAAUGAAGAAAUUAUUUGGUCAAAUCAACGGGAAGGAAUCAUUACAGUAACAGAUAUGAACGGAAAUCAUUCCCAUGUUCUUUUAAGCACCUUAAAAUAUCCUGCAAAGAUAGCAGUUGAUCCAGUAAAAAGGUUUAUAUUUUGGUCUUCAGAGGUGGCCGGCAGCCUUCACAGAGCAGACCUCAGUGGCAUUGAGGUGAAGACUCUGUUAGAGACGCCAGAGAAAAUAACAGCUAUGUCACUCGAUGUGCCUGAUAAACGGCUCUUUUGGGUUCAGGAGAAUAGGGAAGGAAGCAAUUGUCAUAUUUGGUCCUGUGAUUAUGAUGGAGGCUCUGUCCAUGUCAUCAAACAUCAAACACAGUAGGCACAGUUGCUUGCAAUGUCCCUUUUUGGUGACCAUAUCUUCUAUUCAACUUUGAAAAAGAAGGCAAUCUGGAUAGGCAACAAAUAUACCGGGAAGGCUAUGGUUAGAAUUAACCUCAACUCAUCCUCUGUAGCACCGCGUGAACUUCGAGUAGUGCAUCCACUUGUACAGCCCAAAGUAGAGGAGGAUGCUCGGGACUCUGAACGGGAGCUUUGCACACUGAGGAAAGGAAACUGCAGCAGUCUGGCCUGUGGGCAAGAACCCACGUCCCACUUGUGCGUGUGUGCGCAGGGCUACUCUUUAAGCCCAGACGGAAAGUUCUGUGCAGAUGUCAACGAAUGUGCCUUGUGGGAUCAUGGCUGCACUCUUGGGUGUGAAAACACUCCUGGAUCCUAUUAUUGCACAUGCCCCGCAGGAUUUGUCCUGCUUCCUGAUGGGAAACGAUGUCAUCAAUUGGUUUCCUGUCCAAACAAUGCAUCUGAAUGCAGCCAUGGCUGUGUUCUGACAGCGGAUGGUCCCCAGUGCUUCUGUCCUGAAGGAUCAGUGCUUGAGAAAGAUGGAAAAACAUGCAGUGGCUGUUCCUCCCCUGAUAACGGUGGAUGUAGCCAGCUCUGCAUUCCUCUCAGCCCAGUAUCCUGGGAAUGUGGUUGCUUUCCUGGGUAUGACUUACAACUGGACCAAAAACGCUGCACAGCUUCAGGACCACAGCCAGUUUUGCUGUUUGCCAAUUCUAAAGAUAUUCGACACAUGCACUUUGAUGGAACUGAUUAUGAAUCCCUGCUCAACCAGCAGGUGGGAAUGGUUUUUGCCCUAGACCAUGACCCUGUGGAAAACAAGCUAUAUUUUGCCCAUACAGCCCUGAAAUGGAUAGAGAGAGCGAAUAUGGAUGGUUCACAACGAGAAAGGCUUAUUGAGGAAAGAGUAGACACACCAGAAGGUCUUGCUGUGGACUGGAUUAACCGUAGAUUCUAUUGGACCGACAGAGGGAAAUCUGUCAUUGAAGGGAGCGAUUUGAAUGGAAAUCAUCGUCAAGUAAUCAUUCAGGAGAACAUCUCUCAGCCUCGAGGAAUUGCUGUUCACCCAACAGCCAGGAGAUUAUUCUGGACUAAUACGGGGAUUAAUCCACGAAUUGAAAGCUCUUCCCUGCAAGGCUUCAGCCGGCUGGUGAUAGCCAGCUCCCAUCUGUUGGAGCCUAGUGGAAUCACCAUUGACUACCUAACAGACACAUUGUACUGGUGUGAUGCCAAGCAGUCUGUGAUUGAAAUGGCCAAUCUGGAUGGAUCCAAUCGCCAAAGACUUGCCCAGAAUGAUGUAGGUCACCCAUUUGCUGUAGCUGUGUUUGAGGAUCAUGUGUGGUUCUCGGAUUGGGCUAUGCCAUCGGUAAUAAGGGUGAACAAGAGGACUGGCAAAACUAGGGUACGUCUCCAAGGCAGCAUGCUGAAGCCCUCGUCACUGGUUGUGGUCCACCCAUUGGCAAAACCAGGUGUAGAUCCCUGCCUACAUCAGAAUGGAGGCUGUGAACAUAUUUGCCAAGGGAGGUUUGGAAUGGCUCACUGUUCCUGUCGUGAAGGUUUUAGGAAAGCUCCAGAUGGGAAAAUGUGUCUUGCUCUGAAGGAUCAACGGAAACUGGCUGGUGGUGAAGCUGGCCUAAGUAACCAGACAACACCAUUGGACAACGUAUCUAAGAUUAGAGCAUCAGAAGAUAACAUUACAGAAUCUCAGCACACGCUAAUGGUGGAAAUCAUGGUGUCAGAUCAGGAUGACUGUGCCCCUGAGCGAUGUGGUGGGCACGCUCGGUGUGUUUCUGAGGGAGAGGAGGCUGCUACGUGUCAGUGUUUGAACGGAUUUGCAGGGGAUGGAAAGCUGUGUUCUGAUAUAGAUGAGUGUGAGAUGGGGAGCACAGUUUGCCCUCCUGCUUCCUCCAAGUGCAUCAACACUGAAGGCAGCUAUGUCUGCCAGUGCUCAGAAGGCUACCAAGGAGAUGGGAUUCACUGUCUUGAUAUUGAUGAGUGCCAGUUGGGGGUGCACAGCUGUGGAGGGGAUGCCAACUGCACAAAUACAGAGGGAGGCUACAGCUGCCUAUGUGCCGGUCACCUGUCUGCACCUGGACUGACUUGCCCUGACUCUACUUCACCCUCUCCACCUGGGGAAGAUGGCCGCCCUCUGGUCAGAAAUAGUUACCCUGGAUGUCCCCCGUCACAUGAUGGGUACUGUCUCCACGAUGGUGUGUGCAUAUAUGUUGAAGCCGUAGACAGCUAUGCAUGCAACUGUGUUGUUGGCUACGUUGGGGAGCGAUGUCAGCACCGAGACUUGAAAUGGUGGGAACUACGCCAUGCCAGCCACAGGCAGGAGCGGGACAUCACCGUGGUGGCUGUCUGUGUGGUCCUACUGGUCCUGCUGCUUCUCCUAGGGGUGUGGGGGGCUCACUACUACAGGACCCACAAGCUGUCAUUGAAAAACCCAAAGAACCCGUAUGAAGAAUCAAGCCAAAAUGGGAGCAGUAGAAGGCCUACCAACAGUGAGGCUGGGAUGUCUUCUUGUCCCCAACCUUGGUUUGUGGCCAUAGAAGAACACCAAGACCUCAGGAAUGGGAGACAGCCUAUGGCUGCAAAGAAUGGCCAGGAAGCAGAUGUCCACUUUUCCUCUCUGGAGCCUGGGACAGUGCAACUGUCUUUGUGGAGAUAGGAUCCCCACAUAGAUGGCCUGAGCAUAGAGCAAGGCUACUGGAUCCCAUCAUCCAAUGAUAAGGAAUCUGGUCCUCAAUUAAUGGAGAGAAGCUUUCAUUUACCCUCCUAGGGAAUGGCCCUUGCUGUGGGGGUCUAGAAGUCCCAUUCUCUCCAGUCAGCUAAUCCAUUAUGGCAACAAAGGGCCCCAGACCUACCAUGCUUAAGGGAGCCACCUUAGUGAAAAUUUGAAUUAAAAGGAAGGUCAAGAACAAACCAUGUGGAUAGAUAGUAUAUUUCCUUUCAAAAAAUAGAAUACUAUAGAUUUUGGUCCCUUCAUCUCUGUGGCUAAUCAGUCCAUGUCCUGGAGACAGAUGCAUAGCUGUGCUUUUGUUUCUUUCUUUAAGAAGACACACAGAAGAUUCUCAAAUAAGAGAAAUCAGGAGAAUCAGUAGGUAAUUCAUUAGAGACCAAAAUUUCUUUGUAAAUUGUGCUGUCUUCAAUAGAUAUUUGGUUUGUUUUCCUUGCAGCCUCCAUGGAAAUCUGAAGUUAAAGCAGGUGAUAGACUAGCUUGGUCAGUUGCAAAGUAACUUCUUUGAUUUGGAUGGAAAUGUUAGCUCAAUUUCUCAAAAUGGUUGGAAUAUUACAAUUAUUGUUAAGAUACAUUGUAUGCAUUGAAUUUACCAUUUGAAUGGUCCAUGCUGGUCAUUUUGCAUAAUGGAUUGUAAUAAAUUAAUUUUUAUUUAGCAACCUAGAACCUGAUCUCUUCAGAAUUAGAACACUUAUUUUUAUAUUUGGAAAUCUUUGUAUGAAAAUACUUAAUUUUUGAAACCAUUCCCCAAAGACUUUAGUGCUUCUCGGUCAUUAUUGCUCUUUUUCUCUUGGAAACCUUUUCCCAAUGAAAAUGGUGAAUGUUCUCUUUAUGUGUUCGCACAGAAUUUUUGCUUAUUUUCAAAUAUGAGAUUGUAAGCAAGUUUCCAGAUUUAUGUUCAUUAUGGAUAGCAAUCAACUUAUAAUUAUUUAAAUAAAAUCACCAUAAGACAUUUUAUUGUAUACUUUGUCAACUAGUUAAUUAGCGUUAAAUCAAAGUGAUU
Messenger RNA from Castor canadensis (American beaver), 4950 nucleotides. The record is from RefSeq and is a predicted model, not a curated record. NCBI's taxonomy places the organism in Eukaryota, Metazoa, Chordata, Mammalia, Rodentia, Castoridae.